GCCGGUCGUCCGUCGUACCUAUAACACACCAAUUUGAUCGCAUAACAUAACAUAGGUAUUAUAUUUAUCAACCGCAUACCGUAUUUCGCCGUACGCAAAAUAUAUAUCACAAUAUAAUAAUAUAAUAAUUUGCCUGUAUAUAUUAUCGUUGUGUUGUAGGUACAUAAUAAUAAUAUUAUAGUGUCGUUGCUUUUAUAUGCGCCGCUGCACGUGCACAAUUUUUCACCACGCGUGUAUACCUAUAUAUUAUUAUUAUCAUCGCGAAGUAGGUAGAACAUAACAUAACAUCGAUAAGUCAAUAGCGUAAUGAUUUCAAGCGGUAAAAUGAUAUCAAAAUGUAUUCUACUAUCAAUUAAUAAUACGAUGUGAUUUAGGUCGAUGGUCAUAACUCAUAAUUAAUAUACCAUUACAGUGCGCUCGUUGUACGUUAUCCGCGUAACUACAAUAAUAUAAAUAUUGCCAUUUUGCUGUUGCGGUCGCUACAGUUCGACGCAUCUGUUUGCGCUGGAGGACGUCUACAGUUUUCACCGCGGCGAUUAAUUUCCAUUGUGACUGCUCGAACGUUUUACAAUAACGGACAGAGGUUUUCAAUGGUUUAUGAUGGUUAUAAUGGGAGGAAAUAUAGAUUGAAUCAUUUCACUGUUCUACUUUCCCAUUUUCAAUUCGAUCAUCAAAUAGCAAUUGCUCAUAGACUACAUACCAUUACAACCACUAUUUUAUACGAUAUCGUGUGGAUGUAACUAUAUAACUAUAUAUGACCCGCAAAACGAAAUAAUAUAAUCGUCACAAAAACGAACACAUUGGACGUUAGUGCAGGUGUCCACACACUCACGACAAAAGGUGCAGUGUACCGUCGUGGCGUGAUGGCCAUUUACUCAACCAUACCAGCAACAACGGCGACAGCGGUACUGGAAACGCGGUAACGGCAGCGACUACCUACUUGUUUGUACUUGCAAGUACAUGUGCGGGAUAGUGUGCGCACGGGCAUUGGAAAAGGCGGUCUUGUUGGGCGAUGAUACGCGUCCGGCGGCGUGUGCCGAAAGCCCGUGGCCAAUGAUCGUCGUGACCCGUGACAACCGCAGUAGAAGCGCGGCGACCACAACCGCGGUGGCAGUAGCAGCGCCGGCAACGGUAGCGGUGGCUCAGCAGGUCACCACUUGGUCCUCCGGUUCGCCCGCGGCAGUCUGCAAGAUGCGCUCGUCCGCCGCGGUGACCGUCAUCACCAUCGUCGUCAGGCUGACGGCUGUACUAUUGCUACUGAUGGCGUCCGCACGCCCAGCCACCGCUAUGGGACAGCUCCAGGGCCAGUACAACGGCCCAUAUCCGGACAUAUGCCCCAGUGAUAUAUAUUGUCACGGAGAACUUCUAGACGAUAUACAAAUGCAACAGCUGUAUUCAGACUCCAAAACUUUCGUAGACAAAAAGUUACGCCGUAGUGAAGCUGAAAUCAUAAAGUCGUAUAGGGAAUUAAAAUUACGAAAUAACGGUCGAGUGCCUACUCGUGCUGUGCUUACCAAAUUUGUUGAAGACAACUUCAGCGAUGACCCGUUGGUCGAGUGGGUGCCGCCUGAUUUUGUCGAGACCCCCACUAUCAGUACUUACGUACAGGAUCAAAAUUACAAAAUUUGGAUCUUACAACUUAAUCAAAUUUGGAAAAGAUUGGCCCGGAGGGUGGAUGAAGACGUUAAAAUAAACCCCGAUCGGCAUUCAUCCAUUUAUUUGCCAAAUGGAUUCUUCAUAGCUGGUGGCAGAUUCACUGAACUCUAUUAUUGGGAUUCGUAUUGGAUCAUACGAGGAGCCAUACUGUGUGACAUGAAAGACUCGGCCAGAGGAAUCAUACAAAAUUUUCUUUACUUGGUUCACCGCUUUGGUUAUGUACCGAACGGAAGUAGAAUUUACUAUUUAAUGAGAUCUCAGCCACCGCUCCUCAUCCAAAUGGCUGCAUCAUAUUAUACGUAUACAGAUGAUUUGGAUUUUAUCAAGAAAAACAUACAAUAUCUGGAAGCCGAAUUCAACUUUUGGAUGACGAACCGAACAAUUAAAGUUGAAAAGGCAGGUAAUACCUACAUUAUGGGACAGUACAACACACAUACUCGGGGACCACGACCCGAAUCCUAUUAUCAAGACAAAACCUUAGCUACGCCACUUUCUAGCGUAGACGAUAAAAAUGAGUUAUAUUCAAGAUUAAAAGCUGCCGCCGAAACUGGUUGGGAUUUUUCGACCAAACAUUAUAAUAAUUUUGGUCAAAACACUGGAGAUUUGUCUAAUACGGAUCCUCAGAAUUUUAUUUACGUAGAGUUGAAUGCAAUAUUACAAGCUAACGCAGUGGUUCUUGCUCAAUUGUUUAAAUUACUGGGUAAUCAAGCUAAAUUCAAAUAUUAUAAUGACAUCGGUCACCGUUUUCAGAUUGGAAUUAACGCGUUGCUGUGGAACGAAGAAGAAGGUAUUUGGUUAGAUUAUGACUUGACCACUAAACUAAGUCGUAAGUACUUCUAUACGUCCAAUUUUGCACCAUUGUGGACUGGUAGUUACGAGAGAAAACUUAGAACGUAUUAUGGUAAACGGGUGUUGGACUAUUUAAUAGUUAACGGUGUUAUCAAUCAAGAUGGAACUCCAAAGUUAAUUUGUGUACCAACAUCGAAUGUGAACUCUUCCCAACAAUGGGACUAUCCGAAUUGCUGGCCGCCACUCCAAGCCAUGGUAAUCCAAGGUUUGGACCGCACAAACUACAAACCUGCCCAGACUGUUGCUAUAAACUUGGCCAAGUCGUGGAUAAACACUAAUUACGUCGGAUACAUAACCAGCGGCACUAUGUUUGAAAAGUACAGUGCACUCGAAGUGGGCACGACCGGUGGGGGUGGCGAGUAUACGCCUCAGACAGGAUUUGGAUGGACGAACGGUAUCGUGUUCGAACUGUUCCGGAGAUGGGGACACCUAUUUCGAUCUACUUAAAUACCAUACUACUGAACCGACCAUGUAUUCAUAUUGUACAUAUAUAUCUACGUAAUA
This is a messenger RNA of Metopolophium dirhodum (rose-grain aphid), 3009 nucleotides long. RefSeq names its product trehalase-like. Gene Ontology annotation, molecular function: alpha,alpha-trehalase activity. The record is from RefSeq and is a predicted model, not a curated record. Gene Ontology annotation, biological process: trehalose catabolic process. Lineage: Eukaryota; Metazoa; Arthropoda; Insecta; Hemiptera; Aphididae. The transcript has 12 exons. The coding region runs from base 961 to 2952 and encodes 663 amino acids.